AUGGCCGACGCCGAGCCAUCCGCCUCGGCCGCCGAGAACACCAACAGCAUCGACACGCCGCUCCCGCCGUCGCCGCCUUCGCCGCCGGUGCCGCCGGUUCCUCAAAAGACCCCCCCCCUGUCGACGGUUCUCGCCGCCGCCCCGUCCCGCGCCGACGCCUUCCUCGCCCACCUGGCGAGAUGUAUGCAGACGCGGGCGGGGGCGGAGACGGUCCUCCUCUUCGUCUGCUACGCCACCCGGCUGGCCGGCUCGGUGCUCGAGGCCGUCGGCGGCGCCGCCCUCAGGCAGUCGGCUCGCCGGCUGGUCGCCCUGGCCUACAGCCUGCCCCCCGCGACCACGGUGGUCAUGGCCUCGGCCGCGCCGCAGCCCUCCCUGGCCGCCCUGGCCCUCCGCCUGGGCGGCCGCUUCAAGGCCCUGUCGGCCGUGGUGAGCGAAACCCGCACCAUGGGCCGGCUGUGGGGCCUGCUCGGCCUGUACUUUGCCGCCAAGCGCCUGGUGCUGAGGUCCCGCGCGGCCGGCCCCCGGCGCGGGAAGGAGGAGGAGGAGAAGCACGACGGCGGCGACGACGACGACGACGACGACGACGACGCGGCUUUCGACACGCUCGUGGCCUGGGCCCAGACCCUGUCGCUCAUCGUCUACCAGGCCGCCGAGAACGCGGCCUACCUCGCCGCCAAGAAGGUCCUGCCGCUUUCGCCGGCCACCCAGGGCCGUCUCGGCCUGGCCAGCGUCCGCGCCUGGGGCCUAUACGUCGCCAUAGAGGGAGCCCGCCUGCUGGUCGAGCGCAGCCGCCGGCGGAGCGGCGGCGCCGCGCCGGCCAAGGAUGCCGACUGGGCGGCCAGAUGGAACAAGAGCUUCUACAGAAACUUGGCCUGGGCGCCGCUCACGGUCCACUGGGGGACGCGGCAGGGCUUCCUGCCGGAUAUUGCCGUGUCGCUCCUGGCUUUCUACCCGUCAGUGGGUGCCAUGGCUGACUUGUGGAGGGAACAAACGGCUUGA
This is a messenger RNA of Ustilaginoidea virens, 999 nucleotides long. RefSeq lists its product as uncharacterized. Lineage: Eukaryota; Fungi; Ascomycota; Sordariomycetes; Hypocreales; Clavicipitaceae. The record is from RefSeq and is a predicted model, not a curated record. The coding region runs from base 1 to 999 and encodes 332 amino acids. The transcript has a single exon.